Molecule: messenger RNA, 2218 nt
Organism: Epinephelus moara (kelp grouper)
Lineage: Eukaryota; Metazoa; Chordata; Actinopteri; Perciformes; Serranidae
Product: carboxypeptidase N subunit 2
Exons: 2
Coding region: 214-1779 (521 amino acids)
Cellular component (GO): plasma membrane
Molecular function (GO): protein binding
Source: RefSeq, a predicted model, not a curated record
AAAAUCAAACUGUGAGCAAAUAUUCUGAAUUAAAGGACUGUCCACUUUUUUUGUCGUGAGCAAAUGAAACCAUGGCAGGAGCCGGCCGCUGACCAAAGGUUCUGUCUUGCCUAAUUCAGAGUUGUUGUCAUUUGCACUCUGUGUCAGUUGGCUUGUAGAUCCACGAGGAAAUUUGUCUCAAUGCUGCCGGAUCCCUGUAACGCAGAGUGAAAAAUGGACAAAGAAUUGGGCCUGUGUCUGUUCCUGGUGCUGCUUCUCUGUCACAAAGGCAACACACUGCCACACACCUCAUGUCCAUACACUUGCCAGUGUUUCACUUCAGUCCAGAUACUGUGUGCUGACGAACGGAUGUCAUCUUUACCCAGGAACAUGUCCAGGCAGGUCAAGGACCUUAUUGUAAUAAAAACAGCCGUGGCGUAUCUGUACCCCGACACUUUAGAGGAGAGCCCCCAACUCACCAAGCUUGUCUUCAUGAGCAAUGCACUGCGAAGUAUUCACUCCCAGGCUUUUGAGCAUCUGACCGAGCUGCAGGAGCUGGAGAUCAGUGGGAACCCCUGGCUGGAGCAUUUAUUUCUGGGGACUUUUUCAAAGCAGGAAAAUUUGAUCAAACUGCUGCUUAACUUCAACAAGUUCAAGACAGUGCUUCUUGGCAUGUUUGACUCUCUUAAAAAGCUUGAAACUCUGCAGAUGAAGGGAAACCUCAUAUCUGAGCUGCCUUCAUUUAUUUUCCUGAACCUCCACAAUCUGCGUGUCCUGGAUUUAUCCAUAAAUAAGCUUGAAUAUGUAAACAGGGAAACUUUUUCUGGGCUGGGAAGACUGGAGAUCCUAAACAUCAACAACAACCUUAUCAGCAAUCUUACUUCUGACUUGUUUUACAAUAUGUCUCAGCUGACAGAGCUUCACUUAGAGGGGAAUAAGAUAUCAGAGCUCGCUGACGAUAUCUUCUUUGACUUAACCAAACUAAAAGUGCUGAACCUCCGUGGAAACCUUCUUACAACCUUCAGUGACAAAGUGUUUGGAUUUGAGGCCUCGGAUUUGACAGAGCUGAAUCUAAAAGGCAACAGAUUGACUCAGCUGUCCUCUUUAAGCAGUUUGACGUCUCUUACUGACCUAAUCUUGUCCUCCAACCAGCUCUCUGAACUUCCUGGGGACGUUUUUAGAAAUAUAACACUCCUGGAGAAUCUGGACCUGUCUGAAAACAAGUUCACCCUGCUGCCCGAGAUGAUCUUUCAUGAUCUAAUUGGCAUCAAGUCGAUCCACCUACACAAGAACAACCUGAGCAAGGUGGAUGUCAAACUGUUCGAGGACCAGGUGCUCAUUCAGCAGCUCUACUUGUCUGACAACCAGCUGGAAAGUCUCCCACUGGGCGUUUUCGACCAUUUUGCCAUCCAGCACACAGUGAGGCUGCACGGGAACCCCUGGAAAUGUGACUGCCACAUGUGGUAUUUGCACGACUGGGUGCAGAGAAACAGCCGAGACAUAGAGAUGCUCGACAGGAUGCUCUGCAGGAGCCCCAGCUUUUUGAAAAGACGGGCAGUCAUCUCCAUUGAGAAGGACCAGCUGGUGUGUGAGGGGUCUACAUUUGACAUGCCUGAUCUCAGUGGCUGUAGCCUGCAGUCUUCUGGUGACACUGUGAUUGUCAAUUGCAAAGUGGAGAAAUGCUCUCCACUAACAGUGAAGGUACAGUUUCAGGAGGAUGACGGCAGUGUAGUGGAGCAUAUUUUGAAAGAAGAGUCUCAAUGUAGCAAUGAGACAACCACUGACAUCCCUGCUGAGUAGUUCUUUCACACACUCAGACUUUGUUCUCUGUGCAAAUACGUCAUCAUGCAUCUGGUCUUUCUUCAUACAAAAAGUCAAAUUAUAUGUUCAGACUGUCACAGUCAAUACUGUAAACAACGCAGUGGCUGAUAGCCAGCUUACAUGAUAAGAGGGGUGGAUGAACUCUUUUCUUGUAAAGUUCAAAGUUCAACCCACUAUAUUUUAAGAUCACUGCUAAGAGGAACAUGUUAAUAAUCUGCUAACAUGUUGAAUCUCCAGUAACUGUCUCUGGCACACUCGGCUAUGUGCACCAGCAUUAUCAAACUGAGAAAUGAUCAGGGCAGGAUAUUAAGGAAUGAUGCAAUAUGUCCUUUUACAGGUAUAUCAUGUAUUUUGCCAUUUUCAAGAAGUUUCGGAACAGUUGCUAAUUUAAAACGUCAAUAAAAUGUAUAUUUGCUUA